AUGGCAGUGACCGAUGACCUGCCAGUAGUGCCUCGUCGGAUCACCAAAGCGUUGAUCUCGGCCGCCAGCCGGCCGACGGCCUUGGACUCCAGGAGCCGACCCAAGUCAUUGAUCGACAUCGAAGGAUCUACCCUCAUCGCCCACGUGCUCCGGCAGUUGUACAGGGGCGGCAUCCGACAUGUGAUCUUCGUCGUGUCUCACAAUGGCCCUCUCAUCGUGGAGGAGCUGGAGAGAUGUACGCGGAACAUGCGUGGGCUGCGCUUAGAGGUAGUAGACCUGCACGAAGAUUAUGAAGGCUUCUAUGCGGCCUCCCUCCUUUGCGCCUGUGAGCGAUGCCUCCCGGACGGCCGGGACCCAGCGAGCGAGCCGGGUGUCCUCAUCGCCACCGCCGACCAUAUCUUCGAUGACACCCUGGUGACCGACAUCUGUACCGCUCCGCUCUCGCGGGGCACCACGGACGUUUGUGUCUUGGUGGACUUCAGCAGAGACAAGUGGAGCGGCCCGGGACCCCUUCUCCACCGUUCCUUCCGAGCCGGGACAGUUGGGAGCCGGUGA
Molecule: messenger RNA, 555 nt
Organism: Durusdinium trenchii
Lineage: Eukaryota; Dinophyceae; Suessiales; Symbiodiniaceae
Source: the annotation of a GenBank genome assembly